Paramormyrops kingsleyae is the source of this 3096-nucleotide messenger RNA. Its product is annotated as polypeptide N-acetylgalactosaminyltransferase 15-like. Gene Ontology annotation, molecular function: polypeptide N-acetylgalactosaminyltransferase activity. Lineage: Eukaryota; Metazoa; Chordata; Actinopteri; Osteoglossiformes; Mormyridae. Gene Ontology annotation, cellular component: Golgi apparatus. Gene Ontology annotation, biological process: protein O-linked glycosylation. The record is from RefSeq and is a predicted model, not a curated record.
AGGUGUAGAAAACAAUGACGUAAGGCAGGAGCCGACACCAUGGCAAACUGAGGGUCACUGUGAUCAGAAUGCAAUUUUUACUACAUAUAUGGUAUUUUAAAAGUAGCCAACAUAGUUAUUGUUUGUCGGUUUAUUUAACCAUAGACACAUUCUGCAAUAAUGACUGUAAACAGCCUAACUCACUCUGUUUUAAUGAAGUACUUUCCUAUAGUUGCUCCAGCUUUAAAAAUUACCUGUUGUUAGAUAUAAAAUAUCCUUUUAAUUAGAAUGAUACAUAAACUGCGCCUGUCCCACCCGUCGACAACUUUUACCGUUGCAACGGUUGUGUGGCACGUGACUGACUGGCCUCCCAUCCACGACGUCCUUUGCUUCCCGUAAUAGGACCCAGACUCAUUAUCCUGUACAGGUAACGUAGACUUGUCAAGGAAGACGGCAAGUUCUCACCAUCGCCAAAGACAUCUCGGUUCUCCCGACUUGGAGGUGAUCGUGGACCCCAGAGACCAAGGCAGAGGUGCCCUGUCAGAUCUGGGGUUUCUGAAAGAUGAUCAGCUGAUAAUUGCAUCGUCAGGUCUUAGAAGGAAUCCCCCCGGGCAAAAGAUGAGUUACAAGGCGGUGCAAUCAUACGCCAAGAGAGAUACGGCUGUGCUCCCGCCUGCGCACGGCGACCCGGGAAGAGCUGAGCGCCUGAAACUGGACGAGCUGGAAAAAGACGCCGAGGACUUGGAAAUUAAGGAACAGGGCUUCAACGAGGCAGUUAGUGAAAGAAUUUCGCUCCGCCGAAGACUCCCGGAGGUGCGCCAUCCCGCAUGCCUUUCUUGGCAGCACAGCGCCUCCCUCCCCUCAGCCACGGUCAUCAUCUGCUUCCAUAACGAAGCCUGGUCCACGCUACUGAGGACCGUGCACAGCGUCCUGGACACGGCGCCCAGGCAGCACCUGCGGGAAAUCAUCCUGGUGGACGAUCUUAGCCAGCUCGGGCACCUGAAGAGUGCUCUGGGAGAGUACGUGUCCAAGCUGGAGGGGGUGCGCCUGAUCCGGAGCUCGCGGCGGUUGGGCGUGGUUGGCUGCCGCAUGCUGGGCGCCGCUCGCGCCUUGGGCGAGGUCCUCAUGUUCCUGGACUCCCACUGCGAGUGCCAACGGGGCUGGCUGGAGCCGCUGUUGGAGCGUAUCGCUGGGGACAGGAGUCGCAUAGUAUCGCCGCUAAUGGACCAUAUCGACUGGAACACCUUCCAGUACAAUGCGACAGCAGGGCCCAUGAGGGGAGUCUUCGACUGGAACCUGGACUUCCACUGGGAAACACUGCCUGGUCAGGAAGAGCAGGAUCACUCCAUCCAGCCCAUACGGAGUCCUGCUGUCGCUGGAGUUUUUGCCAUCGACAAAAACUUUUUCCAGAGGAUUGGGGCCUACGAUCCGGGCAUGGUGCUCUGGGGGGUUGAGAACAUCGAGCUCUCUAUCAGGGUGUGGCUGUGUGGAGGGUCCAUUGAGGUGGCCCCCUGUUCUCGUGUGGGACACCUGCAUCACACGCAUCUGCCCUACACCUUCCCUGACGAUGAUAUCGUGGAGAGGAACAAGAUCCGUGUAGCGGAAACCUGGCUGGACGAAUACAGGAAGAUCUUCUAUGAGAGGAAUAUGAUGGCCUACUUUAUCUGGCGGUCUGAGAGCUUGAACUGCACUGAGAGGGUGAAGCUGAGAGACACUUUAGGCUGCAAGAACUUCCAGUGGUACCUGUCCAACGUCCAUCCCGAGCGCUACGUCCCACAGGACCGGACCGGGCUCUCAGGAGAGCUAUACAAUGUUGGCACUGGCUAUUGUGCAGAUUACAAGAAAGGGUGGAGUUCAUGGGUCAGGGCUGUGAAUGUGUCACCCUGCAGCGGUAAUGGAAACCAGCACUGUGAGCUGAACUCUCUGAGAGAGAUUCGCUGGGGGACAACGGGGCAGCUGUGUUUUGACGUCCUGGGGGAGCAGGUUGUGCUCUCCAGAUGCCCCCCCGGAGGCGACACAGAUGCCAGGCUGCAGUGGAGCUUCACGAAGAGCAGGCAGAUGGUCCACUUGCUGACGGAGAAGUGCAUGGAGGCCGUAAAGGCGGGAGAAAACCCCACGUGGAAGCUGGCCGAACAAGCCCAAGUGGCAGGGAUCUGGGGGGCGCUGCUCCUCCGGCCCUGUCGCCCCCACCCCAGGCAGCAGUGGCACUUCGAGCAGCUGGCUGACCUGAGAGGAUCCUGAAUGGGAAACGAGGCCGGCAAGUCGGUGUGAUGACCGAGCUGAUGCAGUGUUGCAUAAUGAGCCUCAUAUGCAGCUUGUGGUAGAAUGACAGUUUGGAGUAAUUCAUUAGAGCUGGUCAGAAAAUGAAAAUGUCCCUUUUUCCCAGUUCUGUGUGGCUCUCAGUUUGAUGUAACCCCCCCCCAUUUUGCCUGUCCAGAUGGCUUGAAGGCAGGCUGAUCGUUCCUCCGACGCAGCUCAUGCCAAGCAUCUAAUCACACCGGCUUUUUUUAUACUCAGUGGGGACAUUGUGCCUUGCAUGAGCGAGGAGCUCCCAUUGGACGACCGGUGCAUCAUGUGCUGCAGGCAUCCGAUGUAAACAUUUGGUGCUGGUGCAGAACAAUGCCAGAUGUGCUGUUUUCUACAGAUGUCCCUUACAUUUCUGGGCAUAGUGUCUGUACAAGUGUUUCAUUAUUGGACAAGACAGCAUUUCCAACAUUAAAUAUGGAUGCAGUGGUUCCUGGAAAGUGCAGUUGGUAUGUGUUAGAAGUCGAUUAUUGCACAUUUAAGACUGAAAACCACUCUUACGGUUUGCAAAAGAAUAUGUAUUAUUUUUUUAAAACAACCUAGGUUGCCUUGUAUUUGGUUUCACUAUUGUUUUAAGAAAAUGGAGAAGUGAUACUUGCCAUUUUACCCACUGUGCUAUGACUUAAGUGAAUUGAGGCGUAUCACUCAAUAAUUAUUUACUUAUGUACAUAUCAUUAAAAGUAAGAAGAAACACAAAAGGGCUAACUACUUUUACUUGGUGUAUUAAAUGUCCAUAGAAUCAAUUAGUUCUUUUAUUAUCAUUGUAAAAUAUCUAGAAAUAUAAAAUGUUUUAAUAAAAGCAGUUUGAAAAGA